AUGGCUAAAAGAAAGGAUGUCGAGCGUGCUUUUGGAGUGCUCCAAGGUAAAUUCAGAAUUGUCGGAUCACCGUGUAAGUAUUGGAAACAAUCUGACUUGAACCUAAUUAUGAAAUGUUGUCUUAUUUUACACAACAUGAUUAUUGAGCAUGAACGUCGGGAUACGGAUUGGGGCAGAGUUGUUCCCGUUCGAUUUAUGUCAACUCUGAAAAACCUAGAAAUGCACCUACAACUAAGAACGGAUCUUGUCAAGCACAUUGCUGCACGUCCUGGUAGAGGAGGCCAGGAAGCGUACUUUUCUAGUUUGGAGGGUACAAAUAUGGAAUACGUGGUACUUCCAUCAUCAGAUGGAGAUUAUGAUGAGACAGAUUUAGAAGAAGAAGUUGUUCCUGGUCAAAACGAGGAUGGUGCAUUUGAUUAUUAUGGAGAUUACAAUGAUCAAAUCCCAGGUAACUUUGAACAUGCAACUGAACAUGUUUAUGGAGACAAACAUGUAGAAGACGAAUAUGAACAUGAUGGAGAAGACGAUGAGGAUGAUUGCGAUGAUGAGGACGAGGACGAUGAUGACGAUGUUGAGGAUGAUGACGAGGAGGCUGCAUACGAUGGUGAGGAUUUGUAUGAUGAUGAUGAUGUUGAGUCAUAUGAUGCAUGA
This is a messenger RNA of Papaver somniferum (opium poppy), 651 nucleotides long. Its product is annotated as acidic leucine-rich nuclear phosphoprotein 32 family member B-like. Lineage: Eukaryota; Viridiplantae; Streptophyta; Magnoliopsida; Ranunculales; Papaveraceae. The record is from RefSeq and is a predicted model, not a curated record. The transcript has a single exon. Bases 1 to 651 code for a protein of 216 amino acids.